AUCAUGGCUUACCUUGAAAUAUUUCUGGCCAUUGUGGGCAUCGCUCUGCUCAUCUACAAGUGGUCAAUCGGAACCUUCAAGACCUUUGAAAAACGCAAACUGCCCUACGAGAAACCCUGCCCAUUCUUUGGAAACAUGGCACAAUCUGGUCUUCAACGCACCUCGAUGCACAAGGAGCUCACUGAAUUUUACCUGCGAACGCGCCAUCACAAAGUGGUGGGCUUUUACAACCUACGGAAGCCGAUGGUUCAGAUCAACGACCCCGAGUUGAUUAAGAAGAUCUGCGUCAAAGACUUCGACUACUUCCCCAAUCACCAACUCUUGAUCACCACCAAUGAACGUCUUUUGAACGAUAUGGUCAACUCCAUGAAGGAUCAGCGUUGGAAGCGGAUGAGGAAUACCUUGACUCCAGUUUUUACAGCUGCUAAAAUGCGCAAUAUGUUCGUUUUGAUGAACGACAUUUUCGGGGAGUGCAUGCAGCACUUGGACAAACUAUCCGGAAAUCCCUCUGAUGGAAAAGCAUUCGAAGUGGACAUGAAGGUGCUGUUCCACAAGCUAACCAGCGAUGUGAUCGCCACCACUGCUUUUGGCCUCAAAGUGAACUCCUUCGAGAACCCAAAGAACGAGUUCUAUUCGGUGGGUUCGACCCUUAUCUUCUCCACAGCCCUUCAGUUCUUCAAGUUCACGCUGUCUGCUAUGAUGCCAAAGGUUUUUACUAUGCUGGAUAUGAAAAUCUUUGAUGGCAAGAAAGUUGAUUACUUUGUGAGUCUGGUGGUGGAUGCCAUGAAGUUGCGGGAAGAGCAGGGAAUCACUAGACCCGACAUGAUCCAACUGAUGAUGGAGGCUAAGAAAGAAUCUCAAAAUAACUGGACGGACGACGAGAUUGUGGCCCAGUGCUUCAUCUUCUUCUUCGCAGCCUUGGACAACAAUACGAACCUUAUCAGCAUUACAGCUUAUGAACUUCUAAACAAUCCAGAAAUUCAGGAGCGGUUGUACCAGGAGAUCCUGCAAACCAAAGAGGCUUUGAACGGUGGUUCCUUGACUUACGAUGCAGUGCAGGGGAUGACCUACAUGAAUAUGGUGAUCUCGGAAACCCUCAGAAAGUGGACCUUAUCCCCCUCCAUUGAUCGAGUUUGCUCCAAGGCCUACACCCUCACCGAUGAGGAUGGAACCAAGCUGUUCGACUUUAAGCCAGGUGAUCUGGUCACCAUUCCCAUAGCUGGUCUCCAUAGGGAUGAUAGGUACUUCCCCGAACCCAGGAAAUUCGAUCCCGAACGUUUCAGCGAGGAACGAUUGAGUGAAAUUGUGCCAUUUACUUAUAUGCCAUUUGGAGCUGGACCCCGAAGUUGUAUUGCCAAUAGAUUUGCCCAGAUGCAGGCGAAGGGAUUGUUGUUCCACCUUCUUCUGAACUACAAAGUCGAAGCUUCUCCUCGGACCAUGAAGGAUAUGUGGCAGGAGGCAAGGAGCUUCAGCCUGACACCAAAGACAGGAUUCUACAUGCAAUUGGUGCCACGCCAAUGAAUUUGUAACCGAAAAGACUGAAUUUGUGAUAAACCACAAAAUAUGGAACGUUUAAAAAGCUGCGCGAAUAUGACAAAACGAAUAUGAGUAUUAAUUUGAUUGCCUCUGUGUUAUAAAUAAUCUAAGGAAAUAACUUAAGAAUAUAUAUGACAUAGAA
Drosophila ficusphila is the source of this 1678-nucleotide messenger RNA. RefSeq names its product cytochrome P450 9b2-like. The record is from RefSeq and is a predicted model, not a curated record. The transcript is spliced from 4 exons. Bases 4 to 1521 code for a protein of 505 amino acids. Gene Ontology annotation, molecular function: iron ion binding; heme binding; oxidoreductase activity, acting on paired donors, with incorporation or reduction of molecular oxygen. NCBI's taxonomy places the organism in Eukaryota, Metazoa, Arthropoda, Insecta, Diptera, Drosophilidae.